Molecule: messenger RNA, 2976 nt
Organism: Durio zibethinus
Lineage: Eukaryota; Viridiplantae; Streptophyta; Magnoliopsida; Malvales; Malvaceae
Product: WD repeat-containing protein VIP3-like
Cellular component (GO): Cdc73/Paf1 complex
Molecular function (GO): protein binding
Source: RefSeq, a predicted model, not a curated record
CCCCUCUAAAAACCUCAGAGUUAACACUCCGAAAAACCCUGACUUCGCGCUCUACUUGUAAAAUCAAAACUAGCUAGGGUUCUUGUGAUGGCAAAAUCUAUGAAACUGGCGGGCUUGAAAUCCGUAGAAAACGCCCACGACGAGUCGGUUUGGACUGCCACGUGGGUUCCCGCCACCGACAGCCGUCCGGCACUCCUGUUAACCGGUUCCCUCGACGAAACCGUCAAGCUGUGGAAACCCGAUGAGCUCGAACUCGUCCGCACCAACACCGGCCACUGCCUCGGCGUCGUCUGCGUGGCCGCCCAUCCUUCCGGCGUGAUCGCCGCUUCCGCCUCACUGGACAGUUUGGUUCGCGUGUUUGACGUUGACACCAACUUUACUAUCGCCACUCUCGAAGCUCCUCCCUCUGAGGUCUGGCAAAUGCAAUUCGAUCCCAAGGGUACAACACUUGCGGUUGCUGGUGGGGGUAGUGCAUCAAUCAAGCUGUGGGACACUGCAACAUGGAGGUUGGUUGCAACUUUAUCAAUUCCUCGUCCUGAAGGACCCAAGCCCUCUGAUAAAAGCAGCAGCAAGAAGUUUGUCCUUUCUGUAGCAUGGAGUCCUGAUGGAAGACGACUUGCUUGUGGCUCAAUGGACGGCACAAUUUCCAUUUUUGAUGUAGCUCGUGCCAAAUUUCUACAUCACCUUGAAGGCCAUUACAUGCCUGUUAGGUCUCUUGUGUUUGCUCCUGAACCUGAUUCAUGGACGCUAUACUCAGCCUCAGAUGAUGGUCAUGUGCAUAUCUAUGAUGCUGAGGGGAAAGCUAUAAUUGGGGCCAUGUCAGGUCAUGCUAGCUGGGUGUUGAGCGUGGAUGUAAGCCCUGAUGGAGAGGCUCUUGCAACAGGCUCAAGUGACAAAACUGUAAGACUAUGGGAUUUUAAGAUGAGAGCAGCUAUACAGACAAUGAGCAAUCACACAGACCAGGUCUGGGCAGUGGCAUUUCGACCUGGUCAAGGGGAUCGUCUUGCUAGUGUGUCAGAUGACAAGAGUAUAUCACUGUAUCAUUGUUCUUGAGUGUUCAUGGCUUGUUGAGAUUAAAAAACAUUAAGGAUUAAUUUGAUUGCAAGAUGGUGCCACAUGUUAAAUUGUCACUGAUCCAAUGAAUAUGAUACACGGCUUUAGAUUUUGUUCUGUUUAUUUUUCUUGUUUUUCAUAAAAAUGAAAUAAAAUUCUCGCACACUCGUAAUUAACUGAAGUCUUGAUGUCUUUAAAACAUGGUUCUUCCGAUUCAGUUAUAAUUUUCUUUCGCUUUUCUAUGAUUCUGUUAAAUUCGCAAAAGAAAAUUAAAAAGCCUCCACCCUCCAGAAGGAGCAAAUCUCUUGGAAGCCAUCUCUUACAGCUUACGAUAGGAAAGUUGCAUUAGUCGAAUGACAGCCUGAGCUAAAUCAUCUUUCCCCUAACCUUUUCUUAACAAACAGAGGCGAGAUGAAAGGACGAUUGGGGGCAAUGCCAACCCACCCCAGUUCCAAAGACAGGAGAAUCCCUUGAAAUAUGUUAAAUUUUUUUAAAAAUAUUCAAGCUUUCAGCUAUUAGUUUAAUUAUUCAUGGUUGUUUCUCUUUAGGCAGCAGAAGACGGGAGAAUUUGACAUGGGGAUCUCUUAAAUGGAUUCCCAUGGGAAUAUGAUCUGCUUCUCUUCUUUGUUCGGUAAAUCAUAAAUACCUGAGGAACCAAUCGGCAGUUUCGAAGCUCAUUUCACUUCAAAUAUUCAACCAUACAAGUCAAUAGAGGAGCAGCUGAAAACAGAAUGACCACUGCCCAGUAUGACUAUACUUUGCUCAUUCUCUCGUCGUCACGGCUAUGAUAAUAUAAAAAAGAUGUAAUCGUUAAUCAGAUGGAGUAUCUUUGAAAUUGAAAUAACAACACAAAACACCUUUGAUUCACCAGUGGCUCACAGAAAAUAAACCAACAUGAAAUGAAUUGAGAAAAUUUCUAACAGUUAUAAGGAUAUCCUUCUCAAUAAUGUCAUCACCAUGAUAACUCUCCAGAUCACGGAGUCCCCAUGUGACCCAUAUCUAUUAAUGAGGCAUAUUAUCACCCAGCAGCAUUGCCUAUCAAAAUACACUUUAACUAACAGGAUACUGGUCUUUCUAUUGCAGCAGGCUAUUUCAUAUAUUUGGCCUUUAUUUAUAUCAUUCUUUGAAGCUUAGAAACGGUUAGAAUACAAAUAACUAAGUCCAUAUUUCACAAAAGCAUAUUGUUUGGUAUAACUUCCAUGGAUAUUUAUAUCUAAGUAUCUCUCCAUUGGAGUUCUCUUGCACGCAAGUAACACACUAGACCACCAAAUGAUAUGUCUCUAUUCUGCUAGGAUAACCAUUAUAGGAUUAGAAAGUUAAGAACAUAAAGAAUCUUAGGAUGAAAUAUGAAAAUGAAUGGUCAUUUUCACAUCUCUUUCAUUGGAAAAACGACAGUAAAUGACCAGGAGCCAUGAACACAACUAAUUCCACACUUUACACAUGAAUCAGAUAAGCAGUUUCUUUAAAAUAUUAAUGAAUUGUAAUUUUCAUUUUCCACAUGUCGAAAAAACAACAGUACAUCAUAAACAAUUUCAUGGCAAGGAGCCCACAAACACAACAAAUUCCAAACUUAAGAAAUAAAUUAGUUGAGCAGUUUCCUUGAAUGAUACGUAUAUAAAGAAGAAACACUUACAGCCCAUAACUCCACAUAGAUACAAACUUAGCCGGGUGAAUGCAGAGUAAAGGUAAGCAUAUUCUCAAGGCACAAUCAUCUAUCUAGCUCGCAUGUCAGAUCGCCCGAAGCCACAUACAUAAACCUUUUAUUGAACAAGUUAUUGAGGCAAUCGUAACAAAUCCUGAUCUAAAUAGAAAACCAUUAAGCUUCAGACUCAAAAAAUUUACGGAGCUAACGGAUGAUUUCUACACUGAGUAAGGCACAAGCUAGACCAAAAUUUAUAUAACAAAAAGCGAAAAAAAAAAAAA